This is a messenger RNA of Gavia stellata (red-throated loon), 653 nucleotides long. Its product is annotated as heat shock protein beta-7-like. The transcript is spliced from 3 exons. The record is from RefSeq and is a predicted model, not a curated record. Lineage: Eukaryota; Metazoa; Chordata; Aves; Gaviiformes; Gaviidae. The coding region runs from base 6 to 488 and encodes 160 amino acids.
GCGCCAUGGCCUCGCUCGGCUCGGCCUCUGCGUACCGCGCUGAACGCAUUGGCGCCUACGGCCAGGGGCAUGGCGAGCCCCACUUCGAGGGCGACCGGCGGCACGGCCCCUUCAGGGCGCGGGCACACGAGGCCUUUGGGUACCCAGGGUCCCCGGGCGCCUUGUACCCCUGCAGCCUGGGCACCUGGGUGCGUGCCCAGGGUGACACCUACCAGGUGGUGGCCGACGUCAGCCAGUUCGAGCCCCCCGACAUCGUGGUGACCACCUCCAACUGCCACGUCGCCAUCCAGGCUGAGAAGGUGGCCGAGGAUGGCACUGUCUGUGACACCUUCACCCACAAGUGCCAGCUGCCCGAGGACACAGACCCGCUGUCGGUGACCUGCGCCCUCACCGAGGCCGGCACACUGGUGAUCACCGCCCGGCGCCGUGCCGGUGCCCGCCCUGGCGAGCCUCCGCAGCCACUGUACCGCAGCGAGGCCACGCUGUGAACUGGCACUGGGUAAAGAAAAGCUUCUUGCCCCAAGUGAUGCCAAUCCUGGUGCUGUGGCUCGGCUCGGCCGGUGCCUGCUGGCUGUGCCCCCUCCCCACCUCCGUCCGCUCAGCACUCUGGCUCUGUUUAUAAAGUCCUUUUAUUAAAUUAAUAUAAAAAUCUC